Molecule: messenger RNA, 957 nt
Organism: Fusarium venenatum
Lineage: Eukaryota; Fungi; Ascomycota; Sordariomycetes; Hypocreales; Nectriaceae
Product: cytochrome c/c1 heme-lyase
Biological process (GO): cytochrome c-heme linkage
Cellular component (GO): mitochondrion
Molecular function (GO): holocytochrome-c synthase activity
Source: RefSeq, a predicted model, not a curated record
AUGGGUUGGUUUUGGGCAGACGAAGCUCCCGCUGUUGCGGUUCCUGCUGGUCAUCCAGCGACUACCAACAAGGCUCCUCCACCCGGUUGUCCUAUGCACCAAAAGUCGGCCGACGCUUUGAAUCCUACUGCCAAACCCAAGCCUGCCCAGAUCCCGUCUACUUCAGGAUGCCCUGUCCCUCACAGUGCCCGAAACGAGGAGCAGCCCAAGUCUCUGAUCUCCCAGCUCAACCCUCUCAACUACAUGUUCCCCGAUCUCUCCCAGAAGCCUGCGCCUAACCAGGAAUUCGCUUUGCCGACUAGCCGAGAUGAGUCAACCAUUCCCAAGGGCUCUGGUGAUGGCAACUGGGAGUACCCUUCACCUCAGCAAAUGUACAAUGCGCUCCUGCGCAAGGGUUACACUGAUACCGAUAUUACUGCCGUCGAGGGCAUGGUUUCGGUGCACAACUUCCUGAAUGAGGGCGCAUGGCAGGAAAUUCUUGGUUGGGAGCAACGAUUUGCGCGGGGUCUCUACAAGGGCUGGCAAAUCUGCAAGAGAGGCGAAGGCCAUGUUCCAGAGGAGCUGAACAAGCACUGGGAUGGCGUUGAUACUGAGCCAAGCCUUAUUCGAUUCCAGGGUCGGCCUAAGGAGCUCACUCCCAAGGCUUAUAUGAUGCAGGUCUUGGGCUGGGUUUACCCCUCCAAGUAUGGCACCGAGCCCCCUUUCGACCGACACGACUGGUACGUCGGACGAGAGGUCAACGGACAGAAGAAGGAGAUUCGAUACAUCAUCGACUACUACUCUGGCGAGCCUGAGGCUGACGGCGAGCCUGUUUUCUUCCUCGACGUGCGUCCCGCUGCUACUCCUUUGGGCUCGGCUGAGCGUAUUAUCCGCUGGAGUACCGAUACUUGGUGGAAGGCCAUUGGGGGUGACAGGCACGAGCAGGACCCUCAGCCUUGGUUCCGGGGCUCUUCGUAA